AGGUGAACUCUACGCCCAACAUCCACAUGCUGUCUUUAUUGACAUUUUGAGUUCGAGUACAUUUUCCAGGAAAAUGAAUACUAUAAAGUAUUCCAAUAGACUCGUUAAAUUCCUGUGCAUUAGAACGGGCUUUCGUGGUUUGUGUAGGAAGACAGCUUAUCCUUUUCGUGAAGAACACGUAUGUUGGCGAAAGGUGUCAUUUUCCGUAUUAAGGCACUUCCGUACAACAAGUCAAAAGUUGGAUUUAGAUGGCAAUCCAAAAGUGACAAGACCAAAAGCACAAACAACCAUAGAUGAAGAAGAAAUUAAAAGGUUUUCAGCAUUAGCUCAACUCUGGUGGGAUGAAGAAGGGGAAUUCAGUGCACUGCAUACCAUGAAUGAAUUACGUGUUCCAUUAAUUGUGAAUGCUUUAAUUGAACAAAAGCAAAAAACUAGUGCUGAAAAAUCUCAUCAGUUUAAAGCUCAUCAUAGUCCACUAAAAGGUUUUAAGAUAUUAGAUGUUGGCAGUGGUGGAGGUAUAUUGUCCGAACCUUUAGCAAGAUUAGGAGCUUUUGUUAUAGGUGUUGACGCUUCAGUAGAAAAUAUUAAAACAGCCCAAGCUCAUGUCAUUCGAAAUGAACACGUGGCUUCUAAUAUUAAAUAUAUCUGUGCCACUGUGGAAGAUUUGAUUGAGUCAGAAGAAAGAUCAUUUGACUGUGUAAUUGCAUCAGAAGUAGUUGAACAUGUACUGGAUACAUCCAUGUUUAUAAAAGCAUGUUGUAAACUUGUCAAGCCAGGUGGCUCAAUGUUUCUGACUACGUUAAAUCGAACCAACCUAUCCUAUGUAUUAGGCGUUGUAGCUGCUGAACGAUUAUUACGGCUAGUAGAACCGGGUACACAUGACUGGAAUAAGUUUAUAUCUCCGCAAGACUUACAGUAUCUCCUAGACCAGAAUGGUUUUUCCACAAGAUUGGUGCAUGGUAUGAUGUAUAAUCCUAUAACUAAAAGAUGGAGCUGGACAGAGAAUACGAGUAUUAACUAUGCUAUUCAUGCUGUAUGUACAGAUGAAGUUCUACAUGAUAAACAUGAUAAAUAAAUAGUUCUAACCAUGAACUGAG
Patella vulgata (common limpet) is the source of this 1097-nucleotide messenger RNA. Its product is annotated as ubiquinone biosynthesis O-methyltransferase, mitochondrial. The coding region runs from base 74 to 1075 and encodes 333 amino acids. Lineage: Eukaryota; Metazoa; Mollusca; Gastropoda; Patellidae. Gene Ontology annotation, molecular function: 2-methoxy-6-polyprenyl-1,4-benzoquinol methyltransferase activity. The transcript has a single exon. The record is from RefSeq and is a predicted model, not a curated record. Gene Ontology annotation, biological process: ubiquinone biosynthetic process.